AAUUCCAGGCUGUCAUGGCGGCAGGAGGCAGAACUUGCAGUCUCUCCAUGACCCACCCCUACAGGUGCAGAAUGUGGCAGCUUGCGAGCCUCCUGCUGUUCGUGGCCACCUGGGGAAUUUCCAGCGCUCCAGCUCCUCUUGACUCGGUGUUCUCCAGCAGCCAGCAUGCCCACGAGGUGCUGCGGGUCAAACGCGCCAACACCUUCCUGGAGGAGCUCCGGCCCAGCAGCCUGGAGCGGGAGUGCACAGAGGAGAUCUGUGACUUCGAGGAGGCCAAGGAGAUUUUCCAAAAUGUGGAAGACACACUGGCCUUCUGGUCCAAGUACGUCGACGGUGACCAGUGCGCGGCCCGGCCCCUGGAGCACCAGUGCGCCAGCCCGUGCUGCGGGCACGGCACGUGCACCGACGGCAUCGGCGGCUUCAGCUGCGACUGCGGCCGGGGCUGGGAGGGCCGCUUCUGCCAGCUCGAGGUGAGCUUCUCCAACUGCUCGGUGGACAACGGUGGCUGCGCGCACUACUGCCUGGAGGCGGCGGGCGGGCGACGCUGCAGCUGCGCGCCGGGCUACGAGCUGGGGGACGACCACCUGCAGUGCCGGCCGGCGGUGAAGUUCCCUUGUGGGAGGCUAUGGAAACGAAUGGACAAGAAGCGCAAUUACUUUAAACGUGACACGGACCGAGCAGAACAAGCGGACCCAGACCGAGCAGACCAAGUAGACGCAGACCAAGUAGACACAGACCGAGCAGACCAAGUAGACACAGAGCGAGCAGACCAAGUGGACCCGGACCGAGCAGACCGAGUAGACACAGACAGAGCAGACCGAGUGGACCCAGACCGAGCAGACCACGUGGACCCGCGGCUCGUCAACGGGAAGCUGACCAGACAGGGAGACAGCCCCUGGCAGGUGGUCCUGCUGGACUCGAAGAAGCAGCUGGCCUGCGGGGCGGUGCUCAUCCACCCCUCCUGGGUGCUGACGGCGGCCCACUGCAUGGAGGGCUCCAGGAAGCUCAUUGUCAGGCUUGGGGAGUAUGACCUGCGGCGCUGGGAGAAUUUGGAGCUGGAUCUGGGCAUCAAGGAGGUCCUCAUCCACCCCAACUACAGCAGGAGCACCACCGACAAUGACAUCGCGCUGCUGCGCCUGGACAGGCCGGCCACCCUCUCACAGAACAUCGUGCCCAUCUGCCUCCCGGACAGCGGCCUUGCAGAGCGCGAGCUCACUCAGGCUGGCCAGGAGACUGUGGUGACGGGCUGGGGCUAUAAGAGCAGCCGAGAGAAAGACACCAAGAGAAACCGCACCUUCAUCCUCAACUUCAUCAAGAUCCCUGUGGUCUCGCGCAACGAGUGCAUGCAGGUCAUGAGCAACAUGAUCUCUGAGAACAUGCUGUGUGCGGGCAUCCUCGGGGACCGGCAGGAUGCCUGUGAGGGUGACAGUGGGGGGCCCAUGGUCACCUCCUUCCGAGGCACCUGGUUCCUGGUGGGCCUGGUGAGCUGGGGCGAAGGCUGUGGCCUGCUCCACAACUACGGCGUGUACACCAAAGUCAGCCGCUACCUCGACUGGAUCCACAGCCACAUCAGAGACAGGGAGGCCUCCCCCAAGGGCCGGGUGCCCUAGCACCCUCCCUGCGGGCAACGCAUGGAGCAUUAAAGGGGCAUGCAGCCAGCA
Propithecus coquereli (Coquerel's sifaka) is the source of this 1661-nucleotide messenger RNA. It is a transcript of the gene PROC, whose product is annotated as protein C (inactivator of coagulation factors Va and VIIIa). The record is from RefSeq and is a predicted model, not a curated record. The transcript has 10 exons. The coding region runs from base 15 to 1610 and encodes 531 amino acids. Gene Ontology annotation, molecular function: calcium ion binding; serine-type endopeptidase activity. Gene Ontology annotation, cellular component: extracellular region. Gene Ontology annotation, biological process: proteolysis; blood coagulation. Lineage: Eukaryota; Metazoa; Chordata; Mammalia; Primates; Indriidae.